UCCUUGGAAAUAAAAAUAUUACCAUAUAAUCAACUUGUCAAAAUCUAAUCGCAUUUGAACCGAUUUGGCCAUGGACAAUACGGCGGAAGAAAUCAUUGUUAACGGUAUGCCCGAUAUGAUGGGCCAUAUACAUAACGUAAUAAAUGCCAUAGAAGCUACAUGUGACGUAGCCUCUCCAGCUUCAAUCACUUCAGGAGCUUCCAACAUGACUAUGGUGCAGAUAAUUAAUAAAACCAAGCCAUUGAUGAUACGCUUAGGAGACCACUGCUCAUAUAAGAAUACUACCAAGUUCAUCAACUGGUGCCCCAAGUACUAUGCAGGAAGAGGACAUUUAGUAGCCAGAGCAGUAAGAAGUCCACAUAUUAAUGAUUAUGUUACGGCCGUUCAGGUAUAUGACGCGAAUGAAAAGACAGGUUUACAGGGAGCCCUAGUCGACGUCAUGAAUGAAUGCAACAUUGUGCAGAGUCUUCUAGUUGAACAUUUGGAUAUUAUAAAGAGACCAACUGAAUAUUUUGAAUAAUUUAAAUAUGAAUAUUUAAUGCAACAUUGGAAUAUAUGAGGGAUGUGUUUAAUAAAGUGACAAGAAAGUA
Messenger RNA from Aethina tumida (small hive beetle), 590 nucleotides. RefSeq lists its product as uncharacterized. Lineage: Eukaryota; Metazoa; Arthropoda; Insecta; Coleoptera; Nitidulidae. The transcript has 2 exons. Bases 71 to 520 code for a protein of 149 amino acids. The record is from RefSeq and is a predicted model, not a curated record. Gene Ontology annotation, cellular component: proteasome activator complex.